AGCGCAACCCCGAGCUUUCCUCAUGGUCAGACACUCUGUUUUUCUCGGCUAUCAACGCCCUUUACGACGCGGCGAUCGCUAACGCGGUCGCGAGCGUGGGGCGCGCCUACGUCGACACCGCCGUGCGGCUGGCGCUGCUGCUGAGCCCCGUGCUCAUCAUUGAUGUGGGGCGCUCCAUCCUGCGCGCCCUGGAGGAGCCGCCUUUUCUGGUUGAUGGGGACUUGAAUAACAACGCGUCCGCCCUCUUCGCGUUUUUUGACGAAACCAUUGUGAUCCUAAGGGACGGGCUGCUGCGCGUAGCAAACGCGACCGAGGCCCGCGCGGGCGAGGCCGCCGCCGGCAUCCAAGCAUCGGCCGAGGCGAUCGUGGCCGCCGCAGAGGGCUCAGCAGACUCCAUGGCCCAGCAGCUGGAGUCCCUCGCCCCCGGCCUGGCCGGCCUGCUCAGGCAGGGCGCCGACGCCGGCGCGGGCGUUGUGGAGCGCCUGCGGGAGGCGGCCCUCGACGCCAACUCUGUGUUCUCCCGCGCCCAGGAGGAGUGCAAGGUCCUGGGUGCCGAGUUUGAAAAGGUUGUCAACCACACGUCAGAGGUGCUGCAGGAGGCAGCAGCCGCCCUGGCGACCUCACUGACCAACAUUCAGGUCGCGGUGGACGCCGUGGUGCCUGGACCGCCCCUGGAAACGGUCAUCGCAGAAGCAAGGAACGCAUCCCGACAGGCAAUCCAAAACGCGCGCGAGCGCUUGCAGGCCGUCCUGCCCUUUGCCAGCGUCGACGCCGCCGUGUCGUCGCUGGCCGACGCGGCCGACGCCGCCGUCGCGUCGGUCGAGGCGGUCGCCAUGCAGCGCGUCGCCGCCGACGGCGGGGCGGUGGACGAUCUGGCCGCCGGGAUCGAGGGUCUCACGGCGCGUAUCAAGAAUGCACAGGAAGCGAUGGCGGAGUUUGCGGACAGUGCAGAGGGGGCGUUCCCAGGGCGCCUGGCUAACGUCACCCUGGGUCUGGUCAGGACACAGUCGGAGCGCGCCGCCGACCGCAUAUCCUCCCUGGCGGGCGCCCUCCUCUCGGCCGCCCCGGGACUGGACCCCGCCACGCUCGCGCCCGCCCUCGAGUCCGCAGUGGACCAGCUGCUAUCAGACGUCACCGCCGGCACCGGGCCCCUCGCCGCCGCCGCGCCGGCAAACGUGACGUCCCGCGUGGCGCAGGCGCUGCCUGCGGCGGUCAACGCGGCCACGGCUGCCUUAAAUGACGCUGCAGCAGCAGCGGCGGCGGCGGCGGAAGCAGCUAGGGCACGCACUGUGGCGCCGGUUGCGGGGACUUCUGUGAAUCAAGGGCAGGGCGGCGCGGCGAGUACGCUGCAGGAUCUGGCGGCGAGGCUCAGAUCUGGGGUUGGGCGGGCGCAGGCGGCACUAUCUCAGGGCCCGUUGGUUGCGAUUGUGCAGGCGCUGGACGGCGCAGAGGCUGACGUCAAGGUGGGCGGUCGGAACGGGCACAUUUUUUAG
Messenger RNA from Monoraphidium neglectum, 1493 nucleotides. RefSeq lists its product as hypothetical. Lineage: Eukaryota; Viridiplantae; Chlorophyta; Chlorophyceae; Sphaeropleales; Selenastraceae. The annotation marks the transcript as partial. The record is from RefSeq and is a predicted model, not a curated record. The transcript is spliced from 8 exons.